CAUGGAAAAAUUGAAGAAUGCUCAAUGUAUAUUGGUUCAUCAAACUGACGACUUUUAGGAUAUACUAGUGUGGUGACACAGUGUUGUCAGUCGCUCACGCUUAUACCAGUAUUGCGAGGACCCGGUUCGUAAUAUCAAAAAUCGCUUAAUACAUGCAGGAAGAUUAUAAAUUGAACCUCAUCACGAUCUACCAUCUCGAGUCAACAUUGAAUAUUGAUCAUUUCGACAGCUAUAACCAUUUGAAUUCCACGUCGAUUCAAAAUACAUCCUCACAUCAAAUUCUCAACAUGACAUCCGAUCCCACCUCCCCAAUCCCCAUCAUCGACUUCUCUCCAUUUCUACACCCCACCUCCCAGACUUCUCGUCUCGAAACCGCCAAAGCGCUCGUCGAGGCCUGUCGUCACGUCGGUUUCGUAUACAUCAUUAAUCAUGAUAUCCCAUCUUCAUUACUGGAAGAAGCUUUCGCAAUGACGAAAGAACUAUUCGAUCUUUCACAUGAGGAAAAAAUGCAAGCUGAACAUCCACCGGGUCCAUGUGUUCAUAGAGGUUAUUCGUAUCCGGGAUUGGAGAAGGUUUAUCAGGUUAUUAGUGAUGAUGUUAAAUUGGGGGAAAAGUUGAGAGACGUAAGGGAUUGUAAGGUGGGUUUGUUUAAGACUUUAUCUUAUUAUCCGAUCUUCCUUUUCAAUAUCGCGUUUAGUAGUGAUUGGAUGAAGUGGAACCUAAUUGAAUUGUUUUCCAUUGGACCAUAAAUGAACUAACAAAACAAUAUCAUCACAGGAAAGUUACGAAAUUGGUUCUGAAAAAAACCCCGAGCAGCCCAACAUCUGGCUUCCCGAAUCCACUCUCCCAAACUUCCACUCCUUCAUGCAAUCCUUCUACCACCGUCUCUCCUCUACCGAACAGCAAAUCCUCUUAGCUCUCGGCACAGGACUAGAACUCCAUAAUCCCUCCUUCCUUGCAGAUUUUCAUUCCGGAAAUGGUAAUCAACUACGACUUCUCCAUUAUCCUCCUAUUCCCGCUUCUGAAAUCGAAAAAGGAAUUGCAGCCAGAAUGCCAGCACAUAGUGACUUCGGAAGUAUCACCCUAGUAUUCCAAGACGAAUGUGGAGGAUUAGAAAUCGAACAUCCUAAAAAACCUGGUGAAUUUAUCAGGGCCCAUCCGCUUAAAGAUGCUAUUGUGAUGAAUGUAGGGGAUUUAUUGAUGAGGUGGACAAAUGGUAUUUUCCCUCUUUUUUCUUUCCAGAUCAUGUUGUGUGAAUAUCUGUCAUGUUAACAAAAUACAGAUGAUCUCAAAUCAACACUUCAUCGCGUACAACUCCCUCCAUUAAGUACUCGCUAUACGAUUACAGAUGAAGGAGAGAAGAUCACGCAAGCGCGUUAUUCUAUUCCAUAUUUUUGUGGUCCGGAUGCAGAUAAGGUUAUAGAAGUUCUUGGGGAGUGUGUAAAGGAUGGAGAAGAGAAGAAGUAUGAACCAAUUACGGCGGGGGAAUAUUUCAAGAUGAGGUAUGCGUUGGCGUAUAAGAGUUAAAUGGAGGCUGACGAACCUCGGGUGGAAACAUCGGAAUACAUUCUAUUGGCAAGUGAUGGAUGUAUUUAACUUCUUCGCUAGUGGUGAAUUGUUGGUCGCUUGACUUUUUGACUUGAUUGGUACGGUGUUUUCGUUUUUUAAUGCAAAAUAGGCUUAAAUUUAUAGCUAUAGCUAUAUAGCUAUACACAAUCUAAUUGCAGCUCCG
Sclerotinia trifoliorum is the source of this 1732-nucleotide messenger RNA. The record is from the annotation of a GenBank genome assembly. Lineage: Eukaryota; Fungi; Ascomycota; Leotiomycetes; Helotiales; Sclerotiniaceae.